Haemonchus placei is the source of this 735-nucleotide messenger RNA. The record is from the annotation of a GenBank genome assembly. Lineage: Eukaryota; Metazoa; Nematoda; Chromadorea; Rhabditida; Trichostrongylidae.
AAAGUCAAUAUCCGUUCUAAUCAUGUCCGGUUCGAGACACGAUAUCCAUUUCGUGGGCUAGUGUUCGUACAGGAUCGCCUCGAUGAUCCUCAUUGUCGUAGCCCUCCAGCGAGUCCAAGUGGUCAUCAAAACGCUAGUCUACGUUUAGCAUUCAAGGAAUGCGGAGUGGAACGGCGUAUUUCGACAUCUCCACGAGGUGUGUUCCUAUCGACAUCCGUAAUAAUCGCCUUCAAUCUUGACUACCUUACCAAAGUCGACCGAAUUUACCGAGUACAAUGUUUCUAUAUGGAAAUGGAACGGCGUCUCGAGAAAGAAAUUCUCGUAAAUAUGCCGCCACCUACACUUCAUACAAAACAGGUGCCGAUGCCUGUCUGCAAAUAUGAGGUUCUGGAUGGUUCGCCCGUUGGAAAGCCGGUGUACUAUGCAACUGUCGGCCAAAUGGUGUAUCAUAAAUGGACUUGUGAGGCUGAACAGGCGGAUACAUUCUGUAUGGUCGUGCACUCGUGUUUUGUUGACGAUGGCAACGGUGAACGAGUUCAACUAAUCAACGAAAAAGGUUGCGCAUUGGACAAAUACUUGCUGACGAAUUUGGAGUAUCCGGAGGAUCUUAUGGCAGGUCGAGAGGCUCACGUCUAUAAAUAUGCAGAUAGAGACAAUAUGUAUUUCGAUUGUCAAAUUACACUACGAAUCAAGGAACCCGGAUCGGAGUUUUGUGAGGCGAGUUUAUUAUUUUGA